AUGGUUGCAGGCGUUCAGAUUCACACAAAGGUCGCCCAGAAGGCGCAAGCUGAUAUUCUCACCGAUGGCGCUCUUGCCUUCCUCGCUGCCAUUCAUAGGACGUUCGAGUCUACCAGACAGAGCCUCCUGGUCGCUCGCGAUGUUGCACAGCGCAGGUUUGACUCAGGAGUACCUCUCGACUUUCCUCCUGAAACAGCACACAUCCGUUCUGAGCCCUCAUGGCACUGUGCACCCCCCGCACCCGGCCUUGAAGAUAGACGCGUAGAGAUUACCGGUCCUACUGACCGGAAGAUGGUCAUCAACGCUCUGAACAGCGGUGCGAAGACCUUCAUGGCAGAUUUUGAAGAUUCUAGUGCUCCUACGUUCGCAAACAUGAUCAAUGGCCAGGUCAACUUGCGCGACGCCAUCAAGCGUCAGAUCGAUUUCGAGUCAGGUGGGAAGCAAUACAAAUUGUCUGAGAAUCCAGCGGCGCUUCUUGUUCGACCUAGGGGCUGGCACUUGGACGAGACGCGUGUCACGGUCGACAACACCCCUAUCUCGGGUUCUCUCUUCGACUUUGCCCUCUACUUCUACCACAAUGCCCGGGAGCUCAUCAAGCGUGGCUCAGGCCCCUACUUCUAUCUUCCCAAGAUGGAGCACUACCUCGAAGCCCGUCUGGCAACCGUCCUCAUCGAGACGCUUCCCGCAGCGUUCCAAAUGGAAGAAAUUCUAUUCGAGCUACGAAACCACUCUGCCGGACUGAAUUGCGGAAGAUGGGAUUAUAUAUUCAGUGCCAUCAAGAAGCGCCGGGCAGACAAAAGCGCCGUGUUACCUGACAGGAAGGAUGUCACUAUGACGGUGCCUUUCAUGGAUGCCUAUGUGCGUCUUUUGAUCCAAACUUGUCACAGGAGGAAGGUCGCUGCUAUGGGUGGCAUGUCUGCUCAAAUUCCUAUCAAGGAUGACCCCAAAGCCAACGAGGUGGCGAUGGAAAAGGUUCGAGCAGACAAGCUCCGCGAGGUUACCGCCGGGCACGAUGGCACUUGGAUUGCCCACCCCUUGAUCAAUCAUAUUGCUCGCAAAGUGUUUGACGAAAAUAUGCUAGGUCCUAACCAGUAUCACGUCCGACGUGAAGAUGUGAAAGUCGCUGCCGCGGACUUGUUGAGCAACAAUGUUCCCGGAAAGAUCACGGAGGACGGCGUUCGCUCCAAUGUCUCUGUGGCUCUUGCCUACUGCGGAGCCUGGAUUGGCGGAAAUGGCUGUAUCCCUGUCAACUACUUGAUGGAGGAUGCUGCUACUGCUGAAAUUGCGCGCGUGCAGCUCUGGCAGUGGGUGAAGUACGAUGCACGUCUUGACACUGGAGAGCAGAUUACUCCGCAGUAUGUCGACCGCAUCAUCGCAGAGCAGGUGCCGGGAAUCAAGAAGAUUGCCCCGGGCAUCAAGGACAAUCACUUGAAGAUUGCUACAAAAUAUCUCAUGGAUCAAAUCAGGCAACAAUGGCCGAGCGAAUUUUUGACGAGCGACUUAAUGCCGUACUUGACGAUGGCUGAUGGUGUCGAGAACAAGUGGUACAGGAGCGUUUUGUAAAAGCGUUGCGCAUGCAUGUACCUCUUUUUUGAUUGGUUUUGUUUAACGUCCCUCGUCGUUUGUUAAUGAUCACGAGCCCCGAAAUAUUGUGUACUUGUAGUAUCAUACGAACUUGUUAAUGGUUGGGCCACGAAUUUAAAGAUGUUAUGUUUAGCGUACGUGCAGCGUGCAUUACAUUUCAUCAUUCUCUGAUACGCCGGAACCAUAAGUCACAUGAAAUCUACAAUGCCAACUAUGCCUUGGAAACAUUCACAACUGCGCCAUGCGUGAGCGCGCGACUGUAGGGGCAAGCCU
Molecule: messenger RNA, 1857 nt
Organism: Suillus paluster
Lineage: Eukaryota; Fungi; Basidiomycota; Agaricomycetes; Boletales; Suillaceae
Product: malate synthase
Exons: 7
Coding region: 1-1563 (520 amino acids)
Biological process (GO): glyoxylate cycle
Cellular component (GO): peroxisomal matrix; cytoplasm
Molecular function (GO): malate synthase activity
Source: RefSeq, a predicted model, not a curated record